AUGUCAGUGUCUACCCCAUCUUCCAACAAAGGCGCAACCGGUAGGGAUUUGCUUGAUUUGCAUAGACUGGUGCAAAGAGGCACCAAUAUUUCACCCACGAACACAUCCCAUGCCCGGCAACAAGUGCCCUUACGGUCUCCGCCCAGUUCUCAGAAUUCCACCAAGAAAAGCGCCACCAAUCGGGGCAGCAGCGGAAGUGGUAUUGGUAGCAGCAGUAGCAGCAGUAGCAGCAGCAACGGCGGAGGUUUCUUCAAUAAGAUUUUGAAAAGAUCUUCCACAAAGUCUUCCUCUAGCACACAAGCUUCGCCUUCAUCUAAGCCCACAUCCAAGUCCUCAACAGUGGUGUCUAAUGCGUCCUCUCCCACAGUAUCUAAGACGACGGGCAGCGGGCGGAGAAUCAACUCUUCAUCGUCAUUGACUAGUGCAAACAACAACAACAGCAACAGCAACAGCAAUAACAACCAUGGAACAUUCAGUGGGUCGUCCUUCUCCACUUAUGGAAUGAGCAACGACAGUGAUUCUGCAGAGAAUAUCUCUCAUGACGAAGGAAGGACAUCUAGAUUGCCUUCAGUACGUAGGAGUUCUAAAACUAAGCUUAAAGAGUUAUCAAAGUCUGUUUCACGCGGACAUGGCGAUAGAAAUUCAAUGAGUAUAUUUGAUGAAGACAACAGUAGUAUGUACGAUGAUGAUCUCCACUCAGUGUCAGACAUAUCUGCCGUCUCUUCUAUAGAUGACGAACAUUCACUCGGUUCUUCGACGUCUUAUUUGGCUUCCAAGCCUGGCUUCACAUCUGCUGAUGGGAUAGCGUCGAACCAACGCUACAGCACCUCUGGACUUGGCUUGCUUGAAGACAAUGAAAAAUACGAUCACGCUGAACAAAGUUCAUAUGAAGGGGAACGACCACAAGACUGGGCAAACAUUUCCAAGGAGGCCCUAGUGGCCCCCAGUUACUUAAGAGUCUCCAAGAGGAAGAGACAAGCUCCAAAGAUACUUGAUAACCUAUUCUUAGCACAAGAGUUAAACACUAAUAUGGAUUUGAAGAAAAGUCAAAAUCACACUAUUGACUUAGAUACGUUAUCUACCGACAGUGCUACGGACCACCCCAACGAUACGGACCAUAAUGACAUGUCGUUUCUCUCAGAGAGCACUUUUGAUUCUGAAGAAGAAAACGAGGUUAAUAUCAAUAAUAUUAAGAGCAACAACGCUAAGGCAUUUAGUAAUGGCGACAAAAAGAAAAACCAGAAUGAAAUAUUUGUUAUGGAAUUUAGUAGAGAUGGGAAAUAUCUAGCCACUGCAGGCAGGGACUCUGUUAUUAGGAUAUGGAAAGUAAUAUCUUCCCCCUUGGCGAGAUUAGAAUAUAAGAGUUAUGAAGAAGCCAAUAAGGAAAACACUGGAAAGAAAGAGUCUGUUGACAACAUCGAUAGUUUCUCUCUUCCUCCAGGACAAAAUGAAAUUAGCUCUGACAAAAAGAACCCUUGUAAAGUGAGCAUGUCGAAGAGCACAGCUUCAGCUAACAAUACCUCGGGCGCUAACUUCGGUAAAAAUGGAACCACUAGUGCUAACGGCUCAAAUAAUAAUGGAGAAUAUAGAAGAAGCAAGACUAGACUUUUUCCUAAUGCACCAGUUUUCCAUCAGGAGCCAGUAAGAAUAUUCAGGGGCCAUUCUCAUAAUAUUCUCUCACUUGAUUGGAGUAAGAAUAAUUUCCUUAUAUCAGGAAGUAUGGAUAGGACAGUGAGGCUCUGGCAUAUAGAUAAAUAUGAAUGCUUGCAAACUUUCCCACAUGAGGACUUUGUUACGACUGUUAAAUUUCAUCCCACAGAUGAUAGAUUUUUCUUAAGUGGAUCUUUGGACAAUAGACUUAGAUUAUGGUCCAUUAUCGAGCAAAAUAUUGCAUAUGUCAAUGAUUUGGGUGAUGAUGUAUUGAUUACUGCAGCGUCUUUUACCCCAGAUGGUACGAUUUGUCUAGCAGGAGGUUUCAAUGGAUCAUUUUUUACUUUAGAGACAAAAGGAUUGCAAUUAAUUGCAAGGUAUGAGGUUAAGGAGAAGCACGUAAACCCGUUUCACGAUAAGAAUGGGAACAAGAUCACAGGAAUCAAAGUGUUUGAACGUAAUGAAGAUGAAAGUAAAGAGAACCAUAGUCAUUUUAAGAAGCAUGCCAAAGACGACAAGGACGAUGGAGCAGAUUCUAAAACAAAGUCUGACCCAAUGGCCAAAUGGAAUGUCCUUGUGACGACGAACGACUCAAAAGUCCGAUUAGUUAACUCUCACCAAAAGAAAUUAGUGACUCGUUUCAAAGGAUUAACAAAUAACUCGUCUUCUAUUGUUGCAGAUAUUAGCUAUGAUCAUCAAUAUAUUAUAUCGGGAAGUGAAGAUCAUUGGUGCUAUGUGUGGAAGAACAAUAACUCGAUAAUCAAUAAUAAAUUGAAAAAUUCCUUGACUGAAUUAAUGCUUGAUGGUAAGCAUCAAUUAAACGAUUUACACCAGAAACAUAAGAAGUAUACCAAUUUACUCCAUGCCAACAAGUUUAUGAAGAAAUUGAAUUUACAAAAAUUUCUUGAAACGGAGGGAUUCAAAUAUGAGUAUAUUGCAAAUGAGAACAGCAGCUACUCUUCAUUCCAUGCACAUCAUACUAAAGUAAAUGCAGCUAUAUUCGCUCCUUUAGAAACAAGCAAAUUGUUAGAAUUAUCUGACGAUUGCAUAUAUGAUUUGAUGAAGAAGUAUAACAGUACGUUGUCAGGACGUGAUAAUGAGGCAUACGUAGAACCAGGGUAUAUAAUCAUAACUACUGAUGAACAAGGAUGCAUUAGAGUAUUCAGACAAGACACUGCUAUCAAAUUUAGAAAGCAAGCUCGUUCUUAUGGGAAGAAAUUUUCAAGAAAGAGAUCAGUAGCCAAGAAGGAUAGUAACGAAACGCCCGGAAGUAAUUCGGACGAGAUUUCAUCUUUUCCACUAUCUCAUACAAAUUCAAGCAGUAAGCUUUACAGAAGUAAACUGACUAAAGGGAGAAGCUUAAGUCCAGUAGCUUCUAAUUUUAAAAACAGAAUCCUGGGUAAAAUCAAAAGUGGUAAUUCCAUUCCUAAUUCUCCUGUGACUACUACCAGUGCCGAAUUUACGAAUAAUAGUUUGGAUGCAUCGACUUUGUCAACUAAUUCUUCCAUAAAUACAAGACCAAAGAUUGUGUCUUCAUCUUCCUUAAUCAAUGGACGCCAAAAACCACAAAGUCCACCACAAACGAAUGUAGUACCUGCAAACAAUUAUGCUGUUAAUUUGCCUGAUCCAGCAACUGAGCUUCCUUCGCUAAAGACGACACUCUUAAACAAGGAUGAAUCUGCUACUACAAUCAAGGACAGCGAUACGGAUCUAUCAAGGAUUCCUUCAAUUACAGUAGAUCUGCCUACUGGCUCAUCCCAGCACGGAUCAAAGCAUAGCAUUCAACCAGUCCUGCGCUCAUCUGGAGAAUACAAUGGUUCUCCUGUAAUUCCUAGUCACUCACUUACUCAAAGUAUUGGGGAUAUCUCAUUCAAAGACAAAAAGCAUAGGGAACCACCUCAAAAUUUAUAA
Dujonia railenensis is the source of this 3561-nucleotide messenger RNA. The record is from the annotation of a GenBank genome assembly. Lineage: Eukaryota; Fungi; Ascomycota; Pichiomycetes; Serinales; Debaryomycetaceae.